CAUGUACUAUCGGGGGCGGGGCUGCCAAGGGAGGAGGAAGAUGGCGGCGGGGGCGAGGUGAGGUGUUGGCAGUGGAAAGGGGCUCGGGCGCGGGGGGCGGGGGGACGCGGAGCUAUGGCCCGCGCCGGCCGAAGGGGCGGAUAAAAAGCCGUCGCGCCGCGGGUGUGGGCGGGAGGGAGGUGAAGGCGCCCGAGCGCCACAAGAGUAUGACGGGGCUGUACGAACUGGUGUGGCGGGUGCUGCACGCGCUGCUCUGCCUGCACCGCACGCUCACCUCCUGGCUCCGCGUUCGGUUCGGCACCUGGAACUGGAUCUGGCGGCGCUGCUGCCGCGCCGCCUCUGCCGCGGUCCUAGCGCCACUCGGCUUCACGCUCCGCAAGCGCCCGGCUGUCGGCAGAAACCGCCGUCACCACCGGCAUCCGCACGGGGGGCCGGGCCCCGCCGCUGCCCACCGCCGGCUCCGCUGGCGCGCGGACGGCCGUUCCCUGGAAAAGCUGCCUGUGCAUAUGGGCCUGGUGAUCACCGAGGAGGAGCAGGAACCCAGUUUCUCGGACAUCGCGAGCCUAGUGGUGUGGUGUAUGGCCGUGGGCAUCUCCUACAUUAGCGUCUACGACCAUCAAGGUAUUUUCAAAAGAAAUAAUUCCAGAUUAAUGGAUGAAAUUUUAAAACAACAGCAGGAACUUCUGGGCCUAGAUUGUUCGAAAUACUCACCAGAGUUUGCAAAUAGUAAUGACAAAGAUGAUCAAGUUUUAAAUUGCCAUUCAGCAGUCAAGGUGCUGUCCCCAGAAGAUGGAAAAGCAGAUAUUGUGAGAGCUGCUCAGGACUUUUGCCAGUUAGUAGCCCAGCAGCAAAGGAGACACACAGAUUUGGAUGUAGCUAUGUUAGACAGUUUACUUAGUUCAAACGGUUUCCCUGAUCCUGAUUUAGUAUUGAAGUUUGGUCCUGUGGACAGCACAUUAGGCUUUCUUCCCUGGCACAUCAGAUUGACUGAGAUUAUCUCUUUGCCUUCCCACCUAAACAUCAGUUAUGAGGACUUUUUCUCUGCCCUUCGUCGGUAUGCAGCCUGUGAACAGCGUGUGGGAAAGUAGUGAUCCUUGGUUGUGUAAUUGUUUUAGGCUUUUCGAGAAAAGGACCCAAGUGACUCUGAUGUUUACAAAGCACCUAUGAAGCCCUGUAUACACCUAGUUCAUAAUCCUCAUAAUUUAUCAACAAACACAGAAAAGUGUCUUACUUGAGAGUGAGUGUGUGUGUGCUUGUGUGUGUGCAUGUGUGUAUGUAUGGACAUAAACUUAUAAAUGGGGGAAGUAUUGGAGAAGGAAAUAUAAAGACCUACAACCUUGAGCAAAUAGCAUUGUUUUAGGAGCUGACAUUUCAGAUUUAAAGUCUUCAGUCCCAUCUACUUCCCUGUUUUUGUGGGGAGAAGGAGGGCUGAUUAGAGCUGUUCUGGUUGUUGGGGGAGGGGAAUAAUUUUUGUUCAGUCCUUCCUAUGACCAAACUUUAAUUUUUAAGAAUAAUAUAUUGACUUGUUAAAUGGAAACAUUCUGAGUUUGAGGGAGCUCCAGAGGAAUGGAGUUCUGUAUUGGUCAUAUGUUAAGAGCUUGCUCACUUGCGGAGCAGAGGGAAUACCUGUCUUCAGAUACCCGUCCAUUUUCAUCUCUUCAUUAUAGUCAAACGAUGUGACUUGAGAGUAUUGCUCUGGUGUCAGUGUUCUGGGUUGUGAAGAUCAUUUGAAAAAGAAUUCUUACUACAUUGAAAUGCAGAAUUUUAGAAAUUUAAAUAUUGGAUUAGAUAGUCAAAAAAAGAGUGACUAAGUUGUAAUGUUAAAAGUAAAGUUGGAAAAUUUCUUAUAAAAGGAAAGAAUGUUUUGAUUCCCUUUUUUGUUUGGUGGGCAGAAUGCUAUAUAAUACUCAAAGUUGGUUUCAAAAAUAUUUUCAUUAGCUAUUUUUAUUUAAAAUAAGUAUUUGAGGGAAGUUACCAAGGCAGCUCUUUUCCUCAAAAGUAACCUGUUCCUCUUUGGAAUAGCACUUUUAGGGCCAUGUUAAUACCUGGGAUUUUUACUCAGUAAAUCCUGAUGGUUGCUUUGCAUAAAAGAUCUUUAAGUAGGAUUGAGGCCUGUGUAGGGAAUAAAAUACUACCAAAGUCUAUAAAAAUAAAUUAAUUUUAUAUGUUCUCUCUUAUGACAGAGAACAGCACUGGUUCUGUUAUUUUUAAAAUGAAUAAAUGAUUUCUUGAUAUGUGUUUAAUAUUUCUUCCCUCACUGCUGAUUCUUGGGUAGAGACCAUUCUUUAUAUUUUGAUAGACUGUUUUCAGAAAACUCUCAUGUGUACAAUAGUUAUCUAAAAUUGUACAUUUAGGUGGAGUAGUUCAAAUAUUAGAUUUCAGAAGUAUGAAAAAGCAAAGAAUGGAUUUGAAAUUGCUUGUCAAAUUCUGAAACUAUGAAGAGUAAAUGUUUCAACUUUGGAUUACAAAACCCCAUUUAUGAUUUUAAAAUACAAUUGAAAUAAAAAUGAUUAAAUUUAAA
Propithecus coquereli (Coquerel's sifaka) is the source of this 2521-nucleotide messenger RNA. It is a transcript of the gene NUS1, whose product is annotated as nuclear undecaprenyl pyrophosphate synthase 1 homolog (S. cerevisiae). The transcript has 5 exons. Bases 207 to 1088 code for a protein of 293 amino acids. The record is from RefSeq and is a predicted model, not a curated record. Gene Ontology annotation, molecular function: ditrans,polycis-polyprenyl diphosphate synthase [(2E,6E)-farnesyl diphosphate specific] activity. NCBI's taxonomy places the organism in Eukaryota, Metazoa, Chordata, Mammalia, Primates, Indriidae. Gene Ontology annotation, cellular component: dehydrodolichyl diphosphate synthase complex; endoplasmic reticulum membrane.